AUUAGGUUUUCCUACUUUAUAAUAUAUAGUUUUUAAUGUCUGUAAACAUUAGAUAACAAAUUAUAAUAAUAGUGAAGAUUUUCAAAUGGCAUCAAAUUUGUUAGUUAUGACAACACGUGUUGUUAAUAACCUUAGAAAUAUAAAUCAUCUUGGAUUAUACAAACACUUGUCCACAAGUAAUUUGCGAUGUACUCUUAAUGCUGAGGAAAAUGCAAAAUUAAAAGAACCUGAGAAGAAAGACCCUAAAAUGGUUUUAAAAGAUCCACAAGAAUUACAACAGCAAGAAGCUCUACAUGGUUAUAUUACAAUUACUACAGAGGAGAAUGUUGGUAUUGUUUCUGGAGUACCUGAAGAACAUAUAAAGGGUCGGACAGUUCGUAUUUAUCAACCAGCUAAAAACGCUAUGCAGUCUGGUACAAAUAAUAUCAAUUUUUGGCAAAUUGAAUUUGAUACUCGCGAAAGAUGGGAAAAUAAUUUAAUGGGAUGGACCUCAACGGGAGAUCCAAUGUCUAAUAUUAAAGUUAAUUUUGAUACGAAAGAUGAAGCAAUACAACAUUGUAAAAAAAUGGGUUGGCAAUAUUCUGUACAAAAACCACCUGAAGGUCAACCUAAGCAACGUUCAUAUGGUACAAAUUUUUCUUGGGAUAAAAGAACUAGAGUAACUACUAAAUAAUUUGUACAAAAAGCUUAAAUGUAGAAUGAUUUGUGUAUAAUCUUGUAAAAAUUUAAAUAAAGUUUUGCGCGUGUCAUACCAUG
Messenger RNA from Leptopilina boulardi, 756 nucleotides. RefSeq names its product NADH dehydrogenase [ubiquinone] iron-sulfur protein 4, mitochondrial (gene ND-18). The transcript is spliced from 3 exons. The record is from RefSeq and is a predicted model, not a curated record. Lineage: Eukaryota; Metazoa; Arthropoda; Insecta; Hymenoptera; Figitidae. Gene Ontology annotation, biological process: electron transport chain. Bases 86 to 673 code for a protein of 195 amino acids.